UGGAAACCUCACUUGCAACUCGACCACGGUCAGGAAAGGGUACGAAUCCUUCCACGAGUACGAGUCAGCUAGCCCGGUACACGUAUCAAUCGAUCCUUGAUUACUCUAUCCGAGAGGAAGAGAUGAAGUUCAGCCUGUUCUUGUUGUUUUGCUUGUUCGUCGUCUUCACUGACAAGACUAUCGGUAGCCCCUACAUCGACGACGAGGAAGAUUCGCUGCAGGUUGCGGAUUCGGAUUAUACAGACAACGCAUUGGAGAAUCUGAUGAGAGCGGCUCAACAAAAACGUACCUCGUUGAUCUACUUAUUCAGGCGAGCCUGCAUAAGACGGGGUGGAAACUGUGAUCAUCGACCAAAAGACUGCUGCUACAGUUCCAGUUGCAGAUGCAAUUUGUGGGGCUCAAACUGUCAGUGCCAACGAAUGGGUCUGUUUCAGAAAUGGGGCUAAACGGCUCGUCCGUUUUCCCUUUUCUUUCGGCGAGAACGUUUCUCCUUUUAGCACGCGACGCGAUUAUCCGCACCACUCGUACGAUUCCAUUUCAAGAUUUCGUUUCGUCUCUCCAUAUUUUUCCUCUUUCAUACUAUUAUCCUUUUCACCAUCUGCCAAUGCUUUGCAGUUUUAAGCGGUUUUCUUAUACAAAUUUUUUACCGUUGUCCGCUGUUCACGGUCUAAAAGUUCCACGUGUUAUCGAUUAGAUUCCGAUAGAAUUUCAUUUGCGGCGUACGAUGGAAGAAAAACAGCGAUCGAGAAAAACCUAUCGAUAAAAUAGCGAGCUUCCGAAUGUGUGCAUCGCGGAGAGGCUGAGUUUUUAUGGUAUUUUUCCCUGUUGCUUCCUUUGCCUCAAUUUUUUUCAAUUAUCGUCGAAAAUACUCGACCAAGUCUAUGUAUCUCUUUGGUUGGUAUCUUUUUUUGCUUAUAUUUUCAGCGCACAUCUCGUAUCUACCUCUCUAUUGUACUCGAUUUGUACUCCCCUAUUGUACUCGAACGAUAAACUUCAUCCACAGCCAGUUCUUCAUUUUCUUUCAUUCUUUUUUAUUACAUAUUUAUAUAUUUUCCCGUUACAUUCUUUAAAUGAAAUUAUUACGUUUUGCGUCCUUUCGUUUCUUUAUUCUUAUUAUUAAUUAAGAUGGACUUGGUGGCCUUGCGCAAUCUCAAACCCCAUCGAGACAUAGCGGGAAGUAAGGAAAUAAAGUCUGACUGAUCGUUUUACUACAUUCCUAUAGGUGGUUUUUUAGUUUCUCUAAGAGGCGAAUGGAACUAUCGAGUAGCAUGUAAAAAAGGAAUACGAAGCGGUUCGUACGUUAAGGAAACCGAUUCUUCCCCUUGAACGACGAUAAUAAGUUUUUGAACGAACGAUGCAACAAUAAUUGUAAGUCUGUAUCUAGCGCAAGGAGAUGUACGUUUUAAGUUAAAACUCGCCUACAUUCUGUCAGCCUUCGAUUACUUCAUGCUCCAUAAUUAUUUUCGAAGAAAACUCAAUUAAAUGGUAUUAACUUAAAACGGUACAAAAUGGACAAAAAUUAGCGAACAGGCGUUUUGCUUUGUGAUAGAUUUCCGCAUUGCCAAUAUACUUGCUAUGAAUCCCUCGAAACUUUCUGUUCCUCGUAAGACACUUAUCGCGUAAUCGAGAAUCGUGCCUGUUAUCUUCAUAAAAUAAUUAUCACCAAGAACAGAAAAAAAGAAAGAGAUUAUAUAAAACUAGCAUACAGAGUGGAUGAACGACUAAUAGCGAAUAAAACAUUUCAUCAGGCUCGAUUCUCUGAUGUUUCAGGCCGUCAUCUUGUUCGAUCGGCGAUAGAUGAUCAAAAAUUGAACGAUUCGAUGAAUUUUCAACGAAAUAGAAAAAUCCUAUGGGUCUUCUACUGUCUUCUGAUUGGUGUUUCCUCUAGUCACUUUUAACAAUCAGACGUCGGUGUCCUAUGGAUUUAUCGCUGACGAGGAUGAUCACGGCCGAUUCGUAGAAUAAUCGAUCGAAGCUAUUUAAUAAAAUUGAUUCCUGAGAUGUAGAGAGAGAGAGAGAGAGAGAGAGAGAGAGAGAGAGAGAGAGAAAGAGAGAAACUCGCGUUCUCAUGACACGAGAUCAAACAUCUCUCUUAUUUAAAUUUUAAACGCACGUGUAUGCAUUACUAAUUAUUAAUGAAAAAUACAAUAAUGAAUGUUAUCGUAUCGUAUCGGAAGGUGGAUGUACAUGUACCGAUAUAUUAUAUGGAAAUAUAAUAUAUAUUAUAUAUGUAACGACAAA
Molecule: messenger RNA, 2241 nt
Organism: Bombus huntii
Lineage: Eukaryota; Metazoa; Arthropoda; Insecta; Hymenoptera; Apidae
Product: U8-agatoxin-Ao1a-like
Exons: 3
Coding region: 123-446 (107 amino acids)
Cellular component (GO): extracellular region
Molecular function (GO): ion channel inhibitor activity
Source: RefSeq, a predicted model, not a curated record